CAAAGGGCCAGCGGCUACCACUGCUCAUUCCCAGAUCCAUACCUUCAUCUUCAUCUGUACAUAGAGGAAUCUGGUCAGGACCAUGGCCACUCUCGCUCCGAUUCCCACGGCCAAGAGGCAAAGGCUCAACGCUGCCGCCGAGUCAAAGAGAGUUGCAGCACUCGUUGAUGAGGGAAAGCUCAACCCCACAACGGACAAUGUCAUCAUCCAGCUCCAGUCUUCCGUCGAUGGUGAGACACUGGGGCCUUCCAUCAGCUUGCCAGCUGGCAAUACGGGGCAGAGAGAGUUGCAGAUGAUCGUUAACCAACUGCGGAGGCAGAGCAGAGCAGGCAAGAAGAGGAGAGUGGAUGAUGGCAGCGAGUCGCAGGAGGAGGACUACGAUGAUGAUGACGACGAGGACCUGCCUUUUGCCUUCCAUCUGGACGUCUCUACAAGUGAAGGCACCUCAACACAGCCCACACGUCUGGACAUCACCACCUCCAUCUCGCAAGACGUAUUGCAGGCUGCCUUUGCUCGCAAGCUCGACCUCAGCGCCGAAGACACGCUGCGAAUCGUAUUUGAGCCACAGGCAGUCUUCAAAGUCAGGCCAGUGAGGCGGUGUAGCAAUACCUUGAGCGGCCACGCUUCUCCGAUCCUCUAUUCCAUUUCCUCUCCCUCCUCUUCACUGUUCCUCACCACUGCCGGCGACAAGACUGCACGGUUAUGGGACGUGGAUGCCGAGUUGCCUCUUCAUACCCUCAAGGGCCACAAUGACUGGGUCCUUACCGCCGCUUGGGACCCACUGGAGCGGAGAUGCGCUACAGGAGAUAUGAGCGGUGUCAUCUACUUGUGGGACAGCAUCGACUCAAAGUCGUAUGGUGUCAAGGGGUGGGGCAGUAAGAGCGGAAAGCAGGUGGAAGAGGAGCGGAUGGCUGCCCUUGCUCAAGAAGCAGGGGGCGUCAUGCCGACCGAAAAGCCAAAGAUGAAGGUGGCGGAGAAGAGGGCCUUGCGCCAUGCGUCUCCUCCCGGAAAGGUCUUGAAGGGCCACACAAAGUGGAUCACCUCGCUAGCUUUUGAACCGGCUCACUUGAACGCCUCCUCCCCUCGGUUAGCUUCCUCGUCCAAGGACGGCACAGUGAAAGUCUGGAACACCUCCACACGGACCUGCGCCUUCACCCUUGGCGCCCACUCUUCUUCUGUCAAUAUUGUGCGGUGGGGCGGGGAGACGACUUCCAGCGGCGCCGGAGUGCUGUACACUGCAGCCAACGACAGGACAGUGAAGGUGUGGGACAGCGCAGACGGAAAGUUGUUGCGUUCUCUCGACUCGCACGCUCAUUGGGUCAACACGCUUGCCCUCUCUACCGACUUUCUACUCAAAGCUGGCGCGUUUGACGAGCGGAAGGGCGGACUGAUCGAAGGACUGAGCCUGGCUAGCUCUUCGGCCGGAGAGAUCCAGCAGGCAGCUCUCAAGCGCUUCAAAAAGUUCACAGCUCAGCAGCCGGAGACUGUCGUCUCGGGUUCCGAGGACCACACUCUGUUCUUCUGGCCUCCGCAGGUGGGGGGAGACAGGACUGCUGGCGAGGCGGGAGGCAUCACACCCAAGAAGCCCCUAACGAGGAUGACCGGCCAUCAGAAGAGCGUGAACCACGUUGCCUUCUCUCCCGACGGGAGGUUCAUCGCCAGCGCCAGCUUCGACUCGAGUGUGAGGCUGUGGAACGGUCGAGACGGCAAGUUCAUCGCAACUCUGCGUGGUCACGUCUCAUCAGUGUAUCGUCUGUCCUGGUCAUGUGACUCGCGUCUCCUCGUCAGCGCCAGCAAAGACUCAACGAUGAAAGUGUGGGAUCUCAAGACGUACAAGAUCAAAGUCGACUUGCCAGGGCACGACGACGAGGUGUACUGUGUGGACUUUGUCGGCAACAAGGUUGCCAGUGGCGGGCGGGACCGACAAGUCAAGAUUUGGAGGGCAUAGUGGGAAAUCGUCACUGGCACAUCUCAUCUCACCCUUUAUCAACGAAAAAGCACUGUACGAUUUCCCGACAUCAUAUUGUCCACAAAAUCAUAUCUUACGCGGGUGCGGCUAUACAGUAGAG
Microstroma glucosiphilum is the source of this 2069-nucleotide messenger RNA. RefSeq names its product WD40 repeat-like protein. The transcript is spliced from 2 exons. Bases 83 to 1948 code for a protein of 621 amino acids. Gene Ontology annotation, cellular component: nucleolus. The record is from RefSeq and is a predicted model, not a curated record. Gene Ontology annotation, molecular function: protein binding. Gene Ontology annotation, biological process: ribosomal large subunit assembly. Lineage: Eukaryota; Fungi; Basidiomycota; Exobasidiomycetes; Microstromatales; Microstromataceae.